ACCGCACCUGCGUUAUGAAAGAUCACGCGCUAUAUUUCCAUACUGAAGGAUGUGUGCGCACAAAAUCUUGAACUGCACUCUUAUGUGUUGGAAAAAACCUGAAUGGCAAAAAAUGUCUACUUCAGAAAUCUAUCUAUGCAUUAUUUUGGCUUUUACAAGCGUCAAUACAGCCUAGUUCAGAACGAUCCGCCCGAAGAAAGGCCCUGACAUAUAGAAAAACUAAAUCUGGCUGGACUUCCUCAGUGUCCCUUUCAACCCCAAAGUCAGUAUGCUCUUUGUGUACCCAAAGGAGGAGCUGAAAUGUUCUACAGGAAAAGUGGACAGGAUGUGGUCAUGAACUGUGGUGAUGCAGCCCAGAACAGUGAUUUGGAGUGGAAGCACAGUGACGAACUCAUUUUACGUAUUAAUGGAAAAAGUGGGAGAAUGAUGAAAGGGGCAUCUAGUGUUGCUGGGAAAGCAAAGAUAACUGGAACCAAGCUGGUGAUUAAUUUACUGGGCACUAAGGAUUCUGGUCUCUACAGCUGUACUGGACAAAACAAAAUAGGGACAAAAAACACAUGGCAACAUAAACUGCAUGUUGUGUCAGUCAUUGCUAGCCCUGCUGAUGUAGUACUCGAUUCCACUGAGGUAACUCUGACAUGUGACAUCCCUGAAGACUCAACAGUAGAAGUUCAGUGGAUGAGGCCUCCGGAUCUUAAACCUUUUGGAUACCAUGGCAAGACUGUGACGCUGAAAUCUGUGAGCUUGGCUGAUGCUGGCCACUGGGUCUGUCAGGUCAAAGAUGAACAGGGGGUGGAGUUAAAUAUAGGAUUGGACAUCACUGUUGUUGGUCCUCUUAUGUCCACUGAGGAAAUCGUAGUUAUUCCAGGGGAUACUGCAGAGCUACCAUGUUUUCUCCCUAACCUGAGCGUUCUGACUAUAAUAGGAGGGGGUUGGGUGCGUCACCCCCCUAAUGGCACCGACUUUCUGACCUUAGAAACACAGGGAAAGAAUCUACACUGGAGUGACACCAACACUAUGCCUAGAAUCAUGCUGUUUGCUCAACACCUUAGCACUAACUUUAGUGUGACGUUGACAAAUGUACAGUCUGCUGAUGCUGGUGUGUAUGUGUGCACUCUGAUGUUUAUGGGUGGAAAGAAUCUGAGUGCUGCGUUGAACCUGAAGGUUGAGGAAGACAGCAGGGCUGUUGUUCCUGUUACUCUGGAGAUUACAGCUGCUUUGGGGGGCACUGCAGAACUUCCAUGUUCACACCCUGGUGCAAGCCACCUACAUGUAAUAGCAGGGGGGUGGACUCAUGAACCCUGGCAUCACCUUCGAUUCCCCAUCUUAAUGAGCACAGAGUCCAAAGGCCUACACUGGAAUGGCACAGACGUUCUUGCGUCGAAAGUCACAUUCACUGACCUGCAACUUAACACCAACUUUAAUGUGACCCUGCAUAAUGUGGACUCUGCUGAUGCUGGAAUAUAUGUGUGCACUCUGUUGUUUGAGGAUGGAAAGCAUCUUCAUACUAAGCUGAAUCUGACAGUUGAUGGGGAGAAUGUUCGUGUUGCUCCCGAUAUAAGACAAACAUCCAACAUCAAAGAAUUCUUGCAGUGGCCUUUGCUAGGUGUAUCAUUGUGGGUCUGGGCUGCUGCGGCUGGUGGCUUUAUCCUUCUGAUUGGUCUAGUUGUUGUCAUUGUACUGAUUCAGAAGAAACGAAUGAAGACGCGCAAGAACAAACGUGUAAGGCAAAACAGGGAGAAAACUAAAUAUUCAACAGCUUCCAACACCCAGGAGUUAUUGCCGAUAGAACGUGAGAAGUUUUCUACCAAAAAGACUGAGAGGCAUCCACACUCAGGAAGGAGAGAGAGACAAACUCCUGUUCACAGGACACAGAAUUACAGAAACGUUAUGUGAGACGUGGUCAGAGAAAUGUGUCUAAUAAUUGUAUAGAAGAGCAUAACGUUGCAUAGUGAAAAGGAAAACAAAAUAAACAUUCCCAAAAUGGCUUGUUUUUUUUGCCAUCAGUGAAAAACAAUCUUAUUAAGCACCAUAAGACAUAGAUAAUUGAACCCGUUUUAAGACACCUGGUCUUAAUAACCAAUUCUGAGACUUAGUCUUGGAGAUUUAUCUAGAAAAAAGUAAAACAAAUGAUUGGAUGGGACUAUGUCAAUGUCACAAAUAUUCAGGACACAAAAACCAGUUUUUCUUGUUUAAGAAUCUGACCAGUUUUACUUCUCAGUUAAAGAAUCUGACUAUUGAGAUGUUAAAUGUGAUGUUGUUGCUCAUCACAGCAUUACAUUUUCAGUUAUUUGUUAAUAGUGCCGGUACACUGUAAGUUCAAUUUUAAAAAGAUGUGGUUAGCCAACCUUAUGGACCUUUCAUUAGUCGUCCUUCUUGUCUUAUCAGAGGUCAAAUAUUCAAAAAGAAAAGAUCUGUUAAAAUACACCUUUAAAGUGAUUACAGUUUCUUAAUCUAAGAGAAAAUAACUUGCUUUUAAUUUUUUUUAGAAUGCUUUAUUCAUUUAAAGUUUUUAUAGCUUCAUUUCUAGUCUGAUUAUUUUUCAGUUGUAGUCUAGGAAGUUUUAAGGCUUUGCCUUAUAUUCGAGAUGCUGUUGAAAGAAACACUUUAACCUCCCAGGUUCAUAAAUAUUGUGUGAAUGAAGCAUUUACAUUUAUGGCAUUUAGCUGAUGCUUUUAUCCAUAGCAACUUACAAUUAUGACUGAAUACAACUUGAGCAAUUGAGGGUUAAGGGCCUUGCUCAGGGGCCCAACAGUGGUAAUUUGGCAGUGGUGGGGCUCGAACUGGCAACUUUCCUACUGCCCAUAGUGAAUUGUAACUGGUUAUAAGAGAAUAACAAGAGUAACAAUCAAAUUUUUUAAAAGCCUCUAGUUUUGAUAUCAUUUCAUAUAUUUGGGACUAGAUAUUAAUACUAGUUACAAUGUCUUACUAAGUCAUUGUGUUUCCCAUAUUGGUGGAUUAUUAUUUGUAACCAGAGAGGGUAUGUAGGGAUAUGUGCAUUUGGCAUGUAAUUAAAGUAAUUUCCUUAAGUCUUGAGUGUUUCUGAUAACUUGUAAUGUAUUGUUGAAUUUUUGAU
Messenger RNA from Electrophorus electricus (electric eel), 3076 nucleotides. It is a transcript of the gene cd4-2.2, whose product is annotated as CD4-2 molecule, tandem duplicate 2. The record is from RefSeq and is a predicted model, not a curated record. Lineage: Eukaryota; Metazoa; Chordata; Actinopteri; Gymnotiformes; Gymnotidae.